CCGCAUCUCUUCCACUGGUUUCCAAUUCCUCGCCCUGCCAAGCCCCACGAGCUACAACGAGCGUCCGGUUUUCCCGCCACUCGCAGGCGGCUCCGCCUCCCCGGCACUAAGUGGAUAAAAGCUCACCAACUCUAGGCCACGCCCUCUCCGUGGCACUGGCGGCGUUCCCCCUCCUUCUCUUCCUAUACUUGGAGGACCGCCCCCAUUGGCUAAGCCACGCCCACCUCGGUGUCCCUGAGAUUACAGGCUCCAUUGGUCCCGCCCCCUCCCGGGAUGGCUCUCGGUCGGCCCCGCCUCCGCCCGCCCUGCCCGGCCUUCGCUCGACUCUCGCCAGGGGGCGCAGCGCAAACCGCCCGCCGCCCGCGGGAGAGUCUGUCGCACACACCCCCUCCGCCCGGCGCGCCGGCAGUUCCCAGUCGACUACGCCUCCGCUCCGAGUCCGCCGGGCUGCGCCCGCUCCGACUCCGGGAGGGGUCGGGGGUCCCGAAUGGCCGCGGCAGGGUCUAGAAGGCCAAACGUGUAAGCUAACGGGCGUCAUGGAGGCAGAGCAGCGGCCGACGACUGGGGCCAGCGACGGGGCGACCCCUGGGCUGGAGGCGGCGCCUCCUGCUGCCCCGGCGUCUACAACAGCGGCCUCGGAUCCGAUCCCUGGGUCCAGGCCCGGGCCCGAGCCCAAGAGGAGACAGCUCGGGUCGCUGCUCCAGCCCACGGUCAACAAGUUCUCCCUUCGCGUAUUCGGCAGCCACAAAGCAGUGGAAAUCGAGCAGGAGCGGGUCAAGUCAGCGGGGGCCUGGAUCAUCCACCCCUACAGCGACUUCCGGUUUUACUGGGACCUGAUCAUGCUCCUGCUGAUGGUGGGGAACCUCAUUGUGCUACCUGUGGGCAUCACCUUCUUCAAGGAGGAGAACUCCCCACCUUGGAUCGUCUUCAACGUCCUCUCUGACACUUUCUUCCUGAUGGAUCUGGUGCUCAACUUCCGCACAGGCAUCGUGGUAGAGGAGGGUGCUGAGAUCCUGCUGGCCCCACGGGCCAUCCGCACACGCUACCUGCGCACCUGGUUCCUAGUUGACCUUAUCUCCUCUAUCCCUGUGGAUUACAUCUUCCUGGUGGUGGAGUUGGAGCCACGACUGGACGCCGAGGUCUACAAAACAGCGCGGGCCCUGCGCAUCGUGCGUUUCACCAAGAUCCUCAGCCUGCUGCGGCUGCUCCGCCUCUCCCGCCUCAUCCGCUACAUACACCAGUGGGAGGAGAUCUUUCACAUGACCUAUGACCUGGCCAGUGCUGUGGUUCGCAUCUUCAACCUCAUCGGAAUGAUGCUGCUGCUAUGUCACUGGGACGGCUGCCUGCAGUUCCUGGUCCCCAUGCUGCAGGACUUCCCUCCUGACUGCUGGGUCUCCAUCAACCACAUGGUGAACCACUCCUGGGGCCGCCAGUAUUCCCAUGCCCUGUUCAAGGCCAUGAGCCACAUGCUCUGCAUUGGCUACGGGCAGCAGGCGCCCGUGGGCAUGCCCGACGUCUGGCUCACCAUGCUCAGCAUGAUCGUGGGCGCCACGUGCUACGCCAUGUUCAUCGGCCACGCCACCGCCCUCAUCCAGUCCCUGGACUCCUCCCGGCGUCAGUACCAGGAGAAGUACAAGCAGGUGGAGCAGUACAUGUCCUUCCACAAGCUGCCAGCUGACACACGGCAGCGCAUCCAUGAGUACUAUGAGCACCGCUACCAGGGCAAGAUGUUCGAUGAGGAAAGCAUCCUAGGCGAGCUGAGCGAACCACUUCGGGAGGAGAUCAUUAACUUCACCUGCCGGGGCCUAGUGGCCCACAUGCCGCUGUUCGCACACGCCGACCCCAGCUUCGUCACAGCUGUGCUCACCAAGCUGCGCUUUGAGGUCUUCCAGCCGGGGGACCUCGUGGUGCGUGAGGGCUCCGUGGGCAGGAAGAUGUACUUCAUCCAGCACGGGCUGCUCAGCGUGCUGGCACGUGGCGCCCGGGACACCCGCCUCACUGACGGAUCAUACUUUGGGGAGAUUUGUCUGCUGACUCGGGGCCGACGCACAGCCAGUGUGCGUGCUGACACCUACUGCCGCCUCUACUCGCUCAGCGUGGACCAUUUCAAUGCUGUGCUCGAGGAGUUCCCCAUGAUGCGCCGGGCCUUUGAGACGGUGGCCGUGGAUCGGCUGCGCCGCAUCGGCAAGAAGAACUCCAUACUGCAGCGGAAGCGCUCUGAGCCAAGUCCGGGCAGCAGUGGGGGCAUCAUGGAGCAGCACUUGGUACAACACGACAGGGACAUGGCUCGGGGGGUCCGGGGCCUGGCCCCAGGCACAGGGGCUCGGCUCAGCGGAAAGCCGGUGCUGUGGGAGCCACUAGUGCACGCGCCCCUGCAAGCAGCCGCCGUGACCUCCAAUGUGGCCAUUGCCCUGACGCACCAGCGGGGCCCUCUCCCCCUCUCCCCUGACUCUCCGGUCACCCUCUUUGCUCGCUCUGCUCGAAGAUCAGCUGGAGCAGGCUCCCCAGCCUCCCCACUGCUGCCUGUCCGAGCCGGCCCUCUGCUGGCCCGGGGGCCUUGGGCAUCCACCUCCCGCCUGCCGGUCCCACCUGCCCGAACCCUCCAUGCCAGUCUAUCCCGGGCUGGGCGCUCCCAGGUGUCCCUGCUGGGUCCUCCCCCAGGAGGAGGUGGACGGCGACUAGGACCUCGGGGCCGCCCGCUCUCAGCCUCCCAACCCUCGCUGCCUCAGCGGGCAGCAGGGGAUGGCUCUCCUGGGCGUAAGGGCUCAGGAGGUGAACGCUUGCCCCCCUCAGGGCUCCUGGCUAAGCCUCCAGGGUCAGCCCAGCCCCCCAGGCCAUCAGUGCCUGAGCCAGCCACUCCCCGGGGCCCCCAGCUCUCUUCCAACAUGUGA
Molecule: messenger RNA, 2891 nt
Organism: Hippopotamus amphibius kiboko
Lineage: Eukaryota; Metazoa; Chordata; Mammalia; Artiodactyla; Hippopotamidae
Gene: HCN3
Product: hyperpolarization activated cyclic nucleotide gated potassium channel 3
Exons: 8
Coding region: 537-2891 (784 amino acids)
Biological process (GO): potassium ion transport; transmembrane transport
Cellular component (GO): membrane
Molecular function (GO): voltage-gated potassium channel activity
Source: RefSeq, a predicted model, not a curated record